AUGGAACUGAAACCGUUACUAAGGCAGGUGGGCUUGAUAGUCCGUGCCAUCCUGACAUUCCUCUUUGCCCUGGUGGUGCUGGGGGUGAUGGUGUGGGCCUAUGUCCAGGGCUUCCAGCUGGCCACCUCCCCAUAUGGCAUCAUCUCCUUCGGCUUCUACGGCCUCCUGCUGGGGCUCCAUGUCCUGGUCCAGAGCCUGUUUGCCUUCGUGGAGCACCGCCGCAUGAGGGCCCGGAGCAAGGCCUGCACCUUCACCAAGACCAUUGGCUUCACUAUCUCAGCCUACCAGGAGGACCCAGAAUACCUGCGCGAGUGCCUCAACUCCAUUCGGGCCCUCAAGUACCCUCCAGAGCUGCUGCGGGUCAUAAUGGUGGUGGAUGGGAACUCGGAGGACGACAUCUACAUGCUGGAGAUGUUCAGGGAGGUGUUUGCAGACCAGGACCCUGGCUGUUACGUGUGGAGGAAUAACUACCACACAUGGGACCCCACCCAGACCCAGAAGGCGGGAAUCCUCGAGGUGAUAGGCCCCGCUGGGGACGCUAGUUAUGGGCUGGGAGAGGACCCCCAGAGGAGGGAGGUGGAGGAUCUGAUCAACAGCAGGAGGUGUGUGUGCAUCAUGCAGAAGUGGGGUGGAAAGAGGGAGGUGAUGUACACAGCGUUCAAGGCACUGGGACAGUCGGUGGACUACAUACAGGUGUGUGACUCUGACACCAAGCUAGACCCCCUGGCUACGGUGGAGCUGUGUAAGGUUCUGGAGAGCAACCAGAAGUACGGGGCGGUGGGAGGAGACGUGAUGAUCCUCAACCUCAAGGAAUCCUACAUCAGCUUCAUGAGCAGCCUGCGCUACUGGAUGGCGUUUAACAUCGAGAGGUCCUGCCAGUCCUUCUUCAACUGUGUCUCCUGCAUCAGCGGCCCCCUGGGUCUGUACAGGAAUGACCUCCUCCAGCAGUUCUUAGAGUCCUGGUACAACCAGAAAUUUCUGGGGACUCACUGUACAUUUGGGGAUGACAGACAUCUCACUAACCGCAUGCUCAGCAUGGGCUAUGCCACCAAAUACACGGCCCGCUCCAAGUGUUACACGGAGACGCCAGGCCAGUUCCUCCGGUGGCUCAACCAGCAGACGCGCUGGACCAAAUCUUACUUCCGCGAGUGGCUCUACAACGCCAUGUGGUGGCACAAGCACCACCUGUGGAUGACCUACGAGUCCAUCGUCUCUGGUGUCUUCCCCUUCUUCGUCACGGCCACCAUCAUCCAGCUGUUCUGGACAGGCACCCUGUGGGACAUCCUCUGGGUCCUCUGCUGCAUCCAGCUCAUCGGCCUGAUAAAAGCAGCCUAUGCCUGCAUCCUGCGCCGUGACCUGGUCAUGGUGUUCAUGUCUCUCUACUCUGCCCUCUACAUGACCAGCCUGCUGCCCGCCAAGUACUUUGCCAUCAUCACCAUGAACAAGAGCAGCUGGGGCACGUCAGGCCGCCGCAAGAUGGUUGGGAACUACAUCCCCCUGCUGCCUCUGUCGGUGUGGGCGGCCAUCUUGCUGGGCGGGUCCUGCUACACCAUCUACAAGGAGAGCCAGAAGGGCUGGUUCACGCCGGCUAAGGUCCUAGAGACCAGGUUUCUGAUCUACGGCUGUGUGGCGUACGUCUGCUACUGGUUCCUCAUGAUCUUCCUCUACUGGGUGUGGUUCCGCAGGCUGUGUAGGAAACGCUCCCAAAGUUAUGACGUAAGCGUAUAGGGAUAGUUUUCUAUACAAGGGGAAAAAACAGGAUAUUUAGUAUUUAUUUAGUAUUUUGUACAUCAAAGAUUUUUAAUUUAUUUAUUUCAUCUUGCAGUACAGUAGCUGUUUGUGAACAUAUAAACUUUAAACAGCUGCUAAAUCAACUGAACCAGAGAAUAUGUAAAUGUAUAUAAUGUACUGUACAGUAUAUGAGAACAAUUACCUAGACCCUGGGAAGCUUUAUCCAGAAUAGUGUCAAAGAUGAGAAUAUAUUGUUGAUAACUACAGUUUGCCGUGCUACUGAAGAUGGAGAAAGGAGUUGUUAGUUGUUA
Oncorhynchus nerka (sockeye salmon) is the source of this 2042-nucleotide messenger RNA. RefSeq names its product hyaluronan synthase 1-like. Gene Ontology annotation, cellular component: plasma membrane. Lineage: Eukaryota; Metazoa; Chordata; Actinopteri; Salmoniformes; Salmonidae. Gene Ontology annotation, biological process: hyaluronan biosynthetic process; extracellular matrix assembly. The record is from RefSeq and is a predicted model, not a curated record. Gene Ontology annotation, molecular function: hyaluronan synthase activity. The coding region runs from base 1 to 1728 and encodes 575 amino acids. The transcript is spliced from 4 exons.